CAUUUCCUCAAGACCUCCACACGAGAAGGUUUCCACCGACAGACUUUCAAUAUCAUAUAAAAAUCCGACAGAGUCGCAUUCAUUUCGUAAUUCUACGCUCAGUCGAGUCCAAUCCGGAGUUAGUCAGAGCCAUGUACAGUCCCCACAUCGCCCUCCUGUCGACCGUGCAGGCCAGCACCACCCGCACCCGGGCCCGAUUGCGCUUCCGUCGCCGCCCCUCAGACACCACCUUCACGGACCCCCGCGUCGAGCAGCUGAUCGUUCACCGCGCUCUCCUGGAGCACAUGCUCCAGCAGAAGGAGCACUACGACCACGAACGAGACCUGGAGCAGCAGAGGCUGGAGCGGUUCCGAUGCGAGGGCGCCAACGAGCGGCGCCUCCAUGUGCAGGAACAGGUGGUAAAGAAGGCAACGGCCAUGCUGCCGGGGAUUGUGUUCAAGAUGCGCAACCAGGUGGACAAGCUAAAGCGCUUCCUUGAGGCCGACCAGGACCAGGAGCUGCCGCAGCUGGACGCAGGUCUCUACACCACCUGCAACCAGCUACUGAAGACCUGCCAGAAUACCCUCGACAAUCCACUGUGAGUGGCUGUCCCCAACCAAGUGACCUUAAAGAUCUCCAGAAGCUCGAGGACAUCCCACUACGAUUGCAUUUCAUUUACCCAUACAGACCCAUGCGUUGAAGUCGUCUGGAAAAAGUUCCCAAAUUUUAAUGUAAACCGAGAAGUGCAAAAAAAAAAAAUUGUAAAAUUCCAAACAAAGUUAGUCCACUAUUUUAUCCCAUCGUUCGCUAAUAAAAUAUAAUUAGUCGGAA
Molecule: messenger RNA, 810 nt
Organism: Drosophila bipectinata
Lineage: Eukaryota; Metazoa; Arthropoda; Insecta; Diptera; Drosophilidae
Biological process (GO): tubulin complex assembly; post-chaperonin tubulin folding pathway
Cellular component (GO): cytosol; microtubule cytoskeleton
Molecular function (GO): beta-tubulin binding
Source: RefSeq, a predicted model, not a curated record